This is a messenger RNA of Laccaria bicolor S238N-H82, 1383 nucleotides long. RefSeq lists its product as uncharacterized. The transcript is spliced from 7 exons. The coding region runs from base 1 to 1383 and encodes 460 amino acids. The record is from RefSeq and is a predicted model, not a curated record. NCBI's taxonomy places the organism in Eukaryota, Fungi, Basidiomycota, Agaricomycetes, Agaricales, Hydnangiaceae.
AUGCUUUCUCCCUUUGGGACUCUCCUCGUUAACCAACAUGAUGAGGAGGAGGACAAUUUCAACUGCUCAGAGCUCUCUGCACAAUACCCGAGCAAUGCCAAUACCUGUGAGCAGGAAGCUUCUGAAUGUGUAUCGCACAGGACACACACCUUAGACGGUGAUUUAGAGGAUAUGAUUGCUGAGGAGUUGCCACAUGGAUCUAUUUCUUCAGAGAUACAGAUUAAUGGUCGUAAAACCACAAAGCCUCAAGCAUUACGACAAAGAAUGAUGCAUUGCAUGAAUCGCUUGUCAACUGAUCAACUUAAAUGGGUUCAAGAACUAACAUGUUUUAAUCCUUUGGAAGCUAUGUCUCCCAUUGACACCAAGCAAAGUGAUUCCUCACCUUCGAUACACAUUGGCAAUCCUAUCACCGUCCUUGUGGAAUGUGAGAAAAAACUCUACCUCGCUGUUGCACACAUCAAUCAGCUACAUUUUGCUGGGAACGGGGAUUUGAUGACCCUCUGCACGCACCUUCUUGUUGACACCACGGCGAAAGUAAGCUUCCAAAUUCUUCACAUUGUCCCCACGACCAUCGAGGAUGAUCCAUCCAAAGAAUACGACUGGUGCUGGGCUUGGAACAUGGAAGCGACAUGUCAUGAUGUCCCUGGUGAAUUGAUCCAACCAAUUAACCCAGAAUUUGUUUACAAGGAUGGGAAGGCCAUGUACCUCUUGGAUUCCAACUUUCUCCUCACUGUCACAAUCAUUUCCCAUAUCGCCUAUUGGGGAAAGCCUGCUUCAUUGCAACGUGUAUUAGAGCAUAUGGGUGCUCACAUCUUAUAUGACUCUGCUAAUCUGCAAAAUCAAGAGCAUUUCAGCUGUUCCAUAGCAUCUGAAAGCAUGGAAAGCUCACCCUGCACAAAUUUCCCUACCAACUGCAGCCUUUGUCCACCAAAAUCUGCUGCAGUAUGGAUGUACUCACUUGACACUCACUUUUCUUGUGACAUGUGUUGCGCCAGAAAAGAUGACGAGUCGGGAUCAGAAGACAAGAGUGCGAUGAAUAGAGUCUGUGAAGGUGAAGAGAGUGGCAACAACAACGCUGUUGAGAAAUCUGGAAUGGGUGAAGAUGUUGAGUGCCCAACUGACAAGGCUGUCAGAAAACAAAUCAGGUCCAUCAUUCAUGAUCCCGAUUCUGAUGGCAACAAUCAUGACCCUUUACCUGUUGCCCAUUCUGCUGAAUCUGCUCUUGAGACCACGGAUGAUUGUGACCUAGAAAUCCACAUAAACCCCCAGGGGAUUGACAUUGGCUGUAAUCUCGACCCUGUGCCUGUUCCCCAGGCCAUUCUUCCAGAAGGCAACGAUAACAGCAGCCAGCGCACAUGUACAUGUGGUCAAAAACGACCAUGA